CACUUGCCCACGUUAAAAGCUGCUCAUAAUUUUUACUAAUUGCAUCAAAACGCCACUCUACUCGCUCCACAUUCAGUCGUUUUCGUUUACAAAGGGAGAGCACUCGAGCAGAGCGUCUCCGACGUACGUUGUCUGUGGACACAAAUGGCUGCUUCUCGCCAACUAUUCACCACUCUUGUUCUCGCAACUGUUUUGCUCUCCUUCACUACUCGCCCGGCAGCUUCUUCUCCUACCUCCGACAGCGUCACGGUGUCGCUCUACUACGAAACUCUCUGUCCCUAUUGUGCCAAUUUCAUAGUCAACUAUCUCCUCAAGAUCUUUCAGAACGGGCUCAUCUCCGUCGUCAAUCUCAGGAUGGUCCCCUGGGGCAACGCCUGGAUCCAAUCCAACGGCACCUUCGUUUGCCAGCAUGGAUCAGAUGAAUGCUUGCUGAACACCAUUGAAGCCUGCACCAUUACUGUCUAUCCUGAUGUGGUUCGACAUUUUAGAUUUAUCUACUGUGUUGAGCGUUUGGCGUUGAAUGACAAGCAUAGUGAAUGGAUCAAUUGCUUUGAGAAGACAGGAUUGGGUACCGUCCCCAUCAAUUGCUACAAUAGUGGCUACGGCAACAAGAUUGAACAAAAAUAUGCUAGGGAAACUGCUCAGCUUAAUCCACGCCAUAGAUUUGUACCAUGGGUUGUUGUGAAUAAUCAAGCCCUCCAAGAGGACUAUGGAAAUUUUAUGACCUAUAUUUGCAAGGCUUACAAAGGCAAGUCUAAACCUGAGGCCUGCAAAUCACUAUCACCCAAGAGUGAGUCGACUGAGAAAGCAAAUUUUGUCCAUCCAGUCUGCUAUGCAGAUGAAGCACAAAAUUUGACAUCAUUAACAGCAGCAGAGAAGAUCCCAUGAAGAUGGAGCUUUCAGUAGGGCUUUUCAAAUGAAUCCUAUUUAUAGGUCCGUUUGGUUGGUUUUCGGCCCUGAUAAUCAUGCCCAGCCCACAUGAUUUGUACCCACUAAAUUAAUACCAAAUAAUUGAUGCAACAAAAAUAUCGAACUUGAGGGUAUUUACUCGCCCACGUGCAAUAAUUGAUUCAAUAAGUACUUAAUUACGGCUGCCAUUAA
Corylus avellana is the source of this 1101-nucleotide messenger RNA. RefSeq names its product gamma-interferon-responsive lysosomal thiol protein. Gene Ontology annotation, molecular function: oxidoreductase activity, acting on a sulfur group of donors, disulfide as acceptor. Lineage: Eukaryota; Viridiplantae; Streptophyta; Magnoliopsida; Fagales; Betulaceae. The record is from RefSeq and is a predicted model, not a curated record.